AUGGCACACUUUUCGGGUGUAGGUGCCUUUUUCAUCAUAGUUCUGAUCGUCGCUGUCAUCGGAGGGGUGGCUUGGAUUGUUUACACACAUUUGCGCGCACGACGAUUAGGCUUACCACAACCAUCCUUAUCAUCUUACAACCCAUUCAAAGGCGGAUCCGAUCGAUAUGGAGGAUCGGGGUCGGGGCAAGGUGGAGUGGUCGGAUGGGUGAAGGAUAAAGUUAAUGGAUUGAAGAAUCGCAAUAAUCGAUCAGCCGGAGGAGCGUAUGAGGAACCUUUGAGCAGCAACGUACGCGGUCGUGCAGCAAAUCGAGGUUUCGGUCCACUGGACCCUGAUGAUGCUUGGGAUGCCCGAGUCGGAACAGAAGCUGAUGCAUAUGGACCUGGAGGAUAUUUCGAGGAACAAGAGCUCGGCUUACAUGGUGGUCAUUCGGGAGCUGCGGGAACGUCGGGUACGGGCCCUGGAUUCUCAAGUCCUCCUCGUGGCAGAAGCUUGAGUCGCGAACCGGAACCAUACGUUGGAGGAUCAAAAGCUGGGCUCGAUAGACGUUAUGAUGAGGAGAUGGGAAUACAAUCAGCGAACAAUCCUUUCGACGAUCCAUCCGAAUUGAGGGGUGUUAGUCCAAGACCAAUGGACACAAAAAAUAAGGCGCAUGAUGAUAAUCAUUCGGAGAGAAGGUCAAUGUUUAGAGAGAACAUGUAA
This is a messenger RNA of Botrytis fragariae, 702 nucleotides long. RefSeq lists its product as uncharacterized. The record is from RefSeq and is a predicted model, not a curated record. Bases 1 to 702 code for a protein of 233 amino acids. NCBI's taxonomy places the organism in Eukaryota, Fungi, Ascomycota, Leotiomycetes, Helotiales, Sclerotiniaceae. The transcript has a single exon.